Molecule: messenger RNA, 8165 nt
Organism: Parasteatoda tepidariorum (common house spider)
Lineage: Eukaryota; Metazoa; Arthropoda; Arachnida; Araneae; Theridiidae
Biological process (GO): protein palmitoylation
Molecular function (GO): palmitoyltransferase activity
Source: RefSeq, a predicted model, not a curated record
GAUUUUAACUCUUCUAUCUAAUUGUUGUUAUGAAGAUUUGCUUAAAAUGUCAAAAGUUGUCGAGCCUGUCUCGAUUUUCUUAAACGUGUAAACCUUUUAACGACGAAACAUUUUAGGAAUAGAUAAUAUUUUGAAACCUUAAUUGCUAAUACACUAAGUUAAUUUAUGCACUUUAUGAUUGACUCCAUAAAUUAUUUAAGAUCUGUGUUGAGAUUGUUUGUGAGACUACGAUACAUGAAUUAAUUUAAAUAUCUCAUUCCGUAUUUUAAUUAACUUAAGAUUUGUUAAAAAUCUCAACCAUGUCCUUUAUACUUUGUAUUUUAAAUUGAUAUUGUAUUUCAUAACAUUUCGGAUACAAGUAGUAAUGAACCUUACUUAAAUUCUCCUAACUUGGGGGAACGAUGCAAAUUUUUUUUAACUAUUAAGAUGGGAAAGUGUACCCCAAUAACAAGAAUAUUACCUGCUUCUGUUGCUUGGAUUCUUUUGCUUUGUGCAACGGGAAUCUUUUUUGCUUUUCCAUGCCGAUAUUUAAUGUCAGUGUAUUCUAUCGGAAUUCCUAUAUUCCAAGGAGUGAUUACUUUUUUUGUGAUUAUAAAUUUUGCUUUGGCCACUUUUGUGAAUCCUGGUAUUAUUCCAAAAGCUCAACCAGAUGAGUUGAAGGGUGAUGGUAUUUCACCUACUUACAAAGAUAUUGAAAUUAAUGGGAUAAAAGUGCGUUUGAAAUGGUGUGUAACAUGCCAGUUUUACCGUCCUCCCCGAUGUGUCCAUUGUGGAGUUUGUGAUAAUUGCAUAGAGACAUUUGAUCAUCACUGCCCCUGGGUUAACAAUUGCAUUGGCCGACGUAACUAUCGUUAUUUCUUCUUGUUCCUUUUCUGGUUAAGCAUUCAUAUGAUCUCAAUUCUAUGCCUUUGUUCUUUUUAUUUGAAAGAUCAUCUUGAUAAUAUUAAGAGGCUCACAACUUUGAUGACCCUUGGUAUUAUUGCUUUAAUAAUAAUUCUCUUUAUUCCCAUCCUUGGCCUAACAAUCUAUCAUCUGAUGUUAAUAAUCAGAGGAAAGACAACAAAUGAGCAGGUGACUGGAAAAUUUUCUAAGGAUAAAAAUCCGUAUUCAAGAGGCUGCUGUAAAAACAUGCUAUAUACUUUGUGUAAUAGUCCACUUCCAAGGUUUAAAUCUGAUGGCACUUUUUAUUCUUUAAGUAAUCGGUACUCUUCAAGAAGUCUGAAAGAACAAACUUUUCAUGAAAGUCAGAGUUCUAACUCUCUGAAGGCAUCAUCCGUGCAUUUUACCUAUUCUGACAAAAAUGACUUCAUGAUACCGAAUCAAACACUUUCAACUGACUGUGAAAGCUCUCCACCUUCAUAUUUAAAUCGUGAGAGUUUACAUUUAAGCCUUAGUGAAUCACUUUAUACUAGGCCAGAAUCUCAUUCAAAAAAUAGAAGCUCUAGAGCAUUAACACCGCCUGUGCCAAUUAGGUUUGACUGCUCAAGAAGAUCCCUUCCUCCCCACAAUAGGCUUCAUGCACCUUCUCCUCAUUACGUAGUCGCUCAAUCAAUUCAUAGUCCUCCAUUUACAAAGGAUGUUUCCAGAAUGAGUGCUUGUACCUCCGGACAAUCUUCAAAUCCAACCCUGUAUUGUUCUCAAAGUCAAAACCCUUCCUUUAUGAAGUAUGAUUAUGGCGCUACUUCAGCUGAUGCCUGUGCACCUAACUCCAAUUAUUAUUCUAAUGUGUACAAUAAACGGAAAGAUAUGUUUUCUAAGCCGGAGGGUAUUUCUUUUACGUCUCCUGAAUCUGCAAGCAGUGGGAAGAUGCUGGCAUCUGACACUUGCUGUCUAGGAAACCAGACAGUGGAUAAAUUGCAAGAAAUUGCUAACAGAACGAUGAUUGGAGGGCAGUGUACUGAUGUUUCAGUUCUGGAAGCAUUUCCGAAAGGUUGCAGUAGUUUUCAUAAUAGUCCUAACAAAGAACAUUAUGAUGGUCAUCAAUUGUUAAUUGCUCAUACACCCCAGCAACUGUAUGUAAAUAACUGCGUAGAUUGUCAACAAUCUUCUUCAAAUCAUUCAUGCCAGAGCAGUGUUUCUGGAGAGUUUGCACGCACUCCAGGCAACAGACCGUUAUCUUUUGUUAAAGCAAUGGAAAUGUCUGAGACUAUGGACUUAAGUGAUUGUGAUUUACAGCAUCCUCGAUUUCAUGUUAGUCAACAUUCCAGAUUAACUCAGAACUUAUCUCCUAGUUAUAAAGUUGUUGCUCCUAAUGCAAAUGUUGUACCUGAUUACAAAACAAGGAAAAGUGAUCCUGAUGUUAGCUAUGAAAUAUCAGUAUGACAUUUAGAAUUUUAGAUCUCAAUAAAGGAUUCUUUUAUUUUUAAACUUAUUGAAUGGUCAGAUUUUUAGUCAUUGCAUUUGCAUAAGUAGGGUUUUACUGAAUUACUUUCUUUGCAUGUUUUAAUUUUUUAAAAUUUUAAUAAACUUUGUAAAUUAUUAUUUUUUUAUUAAUUUUGCAUUAAUUCUUUAACUAUGUAUCAUCUUGGGCUAAGUUGUUUCAUAUUUUACCUGUCAAGCAUUAGUUCAAAAUUGAAAAACAUGCACAGAAAACUAAUUUUAUGUUAAAAAGCCACCGAACCAUACUCAAAACAGAGUAAAAAGAUGACAUUUUUAGGGUUUUUAACUAAAUCUUCUAGAUUAUCUAAAAGCUUUACAUUCAUAAUAAAGCUAAGUUUUAUACAAUGAAUAUAAAGCUAAAUUUGUAGCUAAGUUUUUUUAAAAUUAUUUUUUACUUUUCACUUUUUAAUUAAUGUGAUUAUUAAGUACUAAGCUUAUUGAUAAUACUUGAUAACUUUUUUUUUGCAUGACUAAUACUAUACUAAUAAUCUUGACUUUUCUAAUAAAUAUACUUCAUUUAUUUUCUUAGUUACUGUUUGAUAAAUAGCAUGUUUCAAAAGAAAUAUAAAUUAUUACAAAAUAUUGUCUUUAUUAACAUCCCAUUGCAAUUAUUCAUUUAGAAGGUAAAACUACUGUACAUGUAGUUGAAAAUCAGCGCAUUUUCGAUCUGUUUUAAUAGAGUUAAACAAAAGCCUCAUGACAAUUCAACUUUAGAAAAAUAAUUUGAUAGUCAGCAAGAUUAAAUAUUCAUUUUAAAAAAAUGCAUUUAGGCUGGAAUAAAACAUAAAUAUUUUACUGUAAGAAAUUUAUCUUACCUAACUGGCUGUUUCAGUAUUUUUUUCCCCCACAUGUUCAAUAGUUAAACAUUUUUCACCACAAGAUCUGAAAAUUACUAUUUUAAAAGAAUACAAGUGAAUUGCUUAUAAAGAAUACUUUUCUAAAGCAUUGCUAAACUUAUAAGAAUUUUUUAAAUCUUGUUUUCAUUUUAUACAUCAUAAAUUUUGGUAUGGUUGCAAUAUUGUAUAAAAUAACUGUCGCAAUACACCUAAUUAUUGUAAUGCACAUUAUUGGUUGAAAGAAACAUUUAUUAAGCAUUAGUAUCACAUUCUAUUAAUAUAGAUGAUUCAAAUAUUUUUUAUGAACAUACACAAAGGCAUUUGUCAGGAUACCGUUCAAAUGUAAAGUUUUGGAGAAAAAAUAUAAAUUUUAAAAACAGGAUUUUUAUUGUUUUAAUUUAAAUGCACAGGAAAGGAGUGAGAGCAAUCGGAAUUUGUUAAAAGUUGUGGAAAAAAUUUAUUAUUUAAAUUUUUUCUGUUUUGUGAAUCUUUUCAUUUUAAGCAUCACAAAAAUCUAAUUAAACACUUGUAUUUUUUUAACAAAUAUGUUUUGCAAUUACAAAGUAAAAUGGAAAGUUUUAUCAAAAUUACUCUUGAAAAUUACUAAACAGUAAAUUAUUAACAUUUAUUGUGUAAAAAGUUAGCAUUUCUGAAGAAAAAAAAUUUUUUUUGAACCAUAGUUUACUUUAACAAGUUUUUCAUAUUAAGCAUGGGAUGAUUUUAUAUAUGUAUGUAUAUAAUGUGCCAUUUUGUCUGAAUUUUUUACCCAUUGAACAUUUAUGUCACAAAUUUUUUUUAUUAUUAUUUCUUAGAAAAAGUCUUUGUUAUGUUUUUGUUCAAUAACAGGUGCAAAGUUCUGUGAUCCAAUUGUACUAUUCUGGUCCUUUGAUACUGUUGAUUUUAUUAUGCAUAAUCAUUAUAUAGUUAUUAUAUGAAUUGUUUUUGUGCUCAAUGAGGGUGAGUGUUUUUAGGAUCAAUUUAUAUUUCAGUUUGUCAUUUUUUGAUUGCAAUUGUUAUAUGUUUCUGAUUUUGAAAGUUAUAUACUUUAUAUGUUUAAACCAUUGUUAUAUUAGUUUUCAUUGGAUUGAUGUCUUUUUUUUUUCUUUUAUAUAUAUAUAUAUUGAAACGUUUAAGUGUUCCUUCUAAUUUACAAAUUAGGAAACUAUUUUUGGCAUUUAUAGUCGAACUAUAAUUUAGGCAUUAAUUAUUUUUAUUACUUUUUUAUUAUUUUUAUAAAAUAAACAUGCCAUAUUUUUGUUGUCACUUUGCCAACUUAUACUGAGUCUUGGGAACUUUUUAUCUUUGUUUUAAAAUUAUUCUUAAAGCUAAAUUAAGCAUUUGUAUUAAAGCAUUUGAAAUUAUUAAAAUAGUAAAAUUUUUACUUAUAGAAUUUUUUUUGGAAAAAAAAAAAUUUUGUGAUAUUUUUCUUUUUAUUAGUUUUUAAAAGAGCUCUCUAAAAUUUAUAUAGUGAAAAAUUUAUAUUUAAAAAUAAUUAAUACCAUUCAUCCCUCUCCUCUAUUCACUUCAUUUAUGAAAGGAAAUAUUAAAUUCUGACACAAAUAGUGUUGAAAGUUGUAAAACUAGUUUGUUUAUACACUUAUCUCUAUUUUUUGAGCCUUGAGCAACUGUACUUUAAUUCUACACGCAUUAUGUAUGUCCUGAAAAAUUAGCCCUGUUAAGUUUAAUUAAAAGAUACUGCAGUUGAAAGACUUGAAAUUUUUACUAUUAAAAAUAAUAUUUCACUAGUUUCUCAUUCCAAAAGUUCAAACCAAACUCAAAGUAUAUAUUAACUGUCUCCACGGAGCUUUGUAACUGUCUAAAUUAUGUUUUUAAACUUGAAUAAAGUAUAAUGGUAUCAUGCUAGAGGAUUAAGUGCCUUUGAAUAAAUAAUCACUGAAAUAUGAAAAUGUUUGAAAGAAGAAAAGUAUAUCUCCAAAGCUCUGAACUACAUUUUCUUAUGGGCAUUUUACUAAUUUUGAUUGUUUAUCCAAAAAUAUAAGCCUAUUAAAUUUAAAAGAAUUUUAUUUAAUAUACAAAUUAUAUUAAUCAUUGAUAGCAUAAAUGUUAUUAACAAAUAGAGCAAAUGAAGCUUUGUAACACUGAUUGAAACAGUUCAGUUUUGUUUUUUAACUGUAUAGAAGUGAUUUAAUAUCUUAUAUUGACCCUUCUGUUUUUAUGAAAUUAAAGCCGGAAAAAAAAAAGUAUGUGACCACUAAAUAUAAUUUCAAAGGUAAAUAAAAAUGUUUGAAAAACAAAGCUUAUAGAAGAUAAUAGGUUGUUUUUUAAGUCAAAUAAUCUAUUCAAUAGUGACAUGUCUGUGUUAGAAUUUUGUAUUUUCUUUCAUAAACUCCAUAUUUGCCUAAAAAAACAUGAUAAUAAUUUUGAAUUUUUCUUUAAAUUUUGUGACAUAAAAAACCCAAAUCAUGCUGAUUUAACUAAUAUUAUAUGUGUUUGCAUAAUUAUGCAAAGUAUUAGAGCUGCAAUUUUCUUUAACUUGUUUGGUACUUUCCAUAUGGAGUUAUUUGAAACAUUAAGAACAGUCAAAUUCAAUACUGCUUCUGCCACUUUAGGUGUUUAGCAAAUUUAACAAAAAUGUUAUGCUGGCAGUAUAAAGUUGAGCUAUUACCAAUUAGUAAAUUUAAGUAUGUUUGUGGGAUAGGGCUAUAAUUGGUAUUAUAAAAAUUUGGAAAAUUGAUGUGGGUAUUAUUUUCUGACUAUUUUAAUUGCGAUUGGACCUGAUCCUGAUAAUUAGAUUGGAUAAAUAACAAAAAGUUAUAUUGUAAGAAAAUAACAAAAUUAUAAAGCUGACUACAGAAGCAAUACUCUUUAUGUUUGUGCUGUGUUUUUUGCUGCCUUUAGAUAUGUUAAUACCUUUCCUCCAAUUAAAUCAAACACUAGUUCUGGGACAAAAUAGUGCAGACUUUUCUAUCCACUACUUUCUUAAUAAAUAUCAACAAAAAAAAUGUGUUUUUUUUUUGCAAUGCAGUCAGAUUAAGUUUUGAAAAAGCUCAAACUUAAGCUCAGGGGGUUGAUAAUCAACUUCAACCUCUUUUCCCCUGUGUACUAAUUUGCAUGGCUCAGAUCAAGUUCUAAUGUUCAGUAUUGCACAAUAAUUAAACCGUCAGUGGCAUACACUGCUCAGUAUUUUCUGCAAUAUAUUAUAAUUUUUUUUUUUUUAAUAAUUUGUUGGAAUUUGUUAUUUUGUAACUAAUAGAGUAGAUAUAUAUAUAUUAAUAGAUUGUGUAAGUUUGAAGGUUUAUUACUUCAUUCCUUUAAUUAGAAAUAUAUUUUAUUAUUUGGAUUUAUUUCAAACGUUUUAAGGUGUUUGAAGUAACAUUUUAUUUGCAUUUUUAAGUCAUAAACUAGUAAAUUGAAAAUAUUUUACUAUAAAAUGCUGAGCCAGUCGUUAAAAUUAUUUUUUUUCUAGGAAUUUAUUUUAAAAAGAUUUUUAUUAGCAACCAUUUGAAAUUUUUAAGGAAUAUUUAAAAUUUCAAAGUUAAACUUAAAAUCAUGUGCGCUGAAAUUGGUAGAUUGUUUGAGAAGCAAAAUUUGAAAAUAAAAAUAAUAUAUCCUUUAAAAAUUUAUGAAACUUAAUUGAGUUAUGAACUUGCCCUACUUAUUUUUUAUUCUAAAAAUACUUACAUUUUCUUCAGCCCUAUAAUUUUUCUCAUUUAAUAUGAAAGACAUUUAAUAUUGCAUCUGCAUAUAUUCCUUUUCACCCUUUUUUAUUUUCUUAAAGAAUUAUAAUUUGCACUCAUACCUUUACUUUUCCCAGAGCAAUUUUAUUGAGAAACUUUCAAAACAUGAAAUUUUAUUUAAAAAAAAUUUUAUGCAACAAGAGUCUUCAAUUAUUAGUUUUAGAUUGGCAAUUACAGCCUCUAAAAUAACUAUUUUUAAAAUUGUUUUCUUUUUUAUUUUACCUUGUAAACCAUUAUAGGCCACACGGAAAAAACCUUAAACAAUAAGUAUGCAAAAAAUUAAUGAGUUUUGUAAAAUGCAAAAAUGUUCAAAAGAAUAUUAUCAAAUCAGUUUUUUAAAAAUUUCUUGUUGCACAAUUUUUUUUAAUGUGAAAAAAAACACCCGCGUUAAAAAAAAAUUAAAAAAAUUUCCAUUUAUAAUUCCCAAUCUGAUUGGUCGAUAAUCUAAUAAUUUAUAUAUUAAAGAAUAUUGUUGAAUAAAGUAAAUAAAAUUGCAAUCUUUAGUAUAUUUGUGAUAAUUUAAGGAAGAUUAUUAUAUUAAACAUUUCUUCCUUCCGUCCACACCUCUCAGCAGUCAAGUUCAAUCAUGAGGAAAGAAGCAUCUUAAAACAUGUAAUUUAGUCCUUUUUAUUAAAAAUAAUAAGAUACUGAAGAUAGAAAAUAUUAAGAUACUGAUAAGAUAUGGAUUUUUUUUUCAUUUAAAUGAUAGUUAUGCCAGUCCUGAAUCUUCUUUUUAAUUAAACGCUUAAUUUCAUUUUGUAGUCAAAGCUGGAAAGCCAUUCCCUCUGCUGAAGAUAAAAUUGAAUUGGAAUGUCUUUGGAUCAUCCUCAGGGAUGUUUCCCAGACCAUCGUGAACAGCCCAUUGUGCUGCUGUAGUGUGACAUUAAAUGAAAUACGCUUAUUUUUUUACAUUCUUAAAACCAUGAAAAUUAUACAACUUUUGAUUAGUUUAAUGUUGUGCUUUUUUUCUUUAUUUUAAGAUGUAGGAUGAUGUGUAAAACAUUAGUAUAAUUUUGGAUUAAAACUUGUUUAAGUACAUCAUUUUAAAUUGUGCAUAACAACUAAAAGUGCUAGAUUCUUCAAAUGCAAAGCAAUGUCUCUUUAUUCAUCUUUCUUUACGCUCUCUGAAAGUCUAGCUACAUCACUGGAAUCUACCAAUUAAUUGCAACAACACUAUUAGCAGUUUCUUGUAUAGAAAUUCUAUAAUUUCUUUUUGAACAGAAGUCUCAAAAUAUUUUUAAUUCAAUUUUUU